Molecule: messenger RNA, 2235 nt
Organism: Budorcas taxicolor (takin)
Lineage: Eukaryota; Metazoa; Chordata; Mammalia; Artiodactyla; Bovidae
Gene: INHBB
Product: inhibin subunit beta B
Exons: 2
Coding region: 1-1227 (408 amino acids)
Biological process (GO): BMP signaling pathway; SMAD protein signal transduction
Cellular component (GO): extracellular region
Molecular function (GO): growth factor activity; cytokine activity
Source: RefSeq, a predicted model, not a curated record
AUGGACGGGCUGCCCGGUCGGGCGCUGGGGGCCGCCUGCCUUGUGAUGCUGGCGGUCGGCUGGCUGGGGCCCGGGGUCUGGGGCUCUCCCACGCCCCCGCUGUCGCCCGCCGCGCCGCAGCCGCCCCCGCCGCCGCCCGGAGCCCCCGGCGGCGCGCAGGACACCUGCACGUCGUGCGGCGGUUUCCGGCGGCCGGAGGAGCUGGGCCGGGUAGACGGCGACUUCCUGGAGGCGGUGAAGCGGCACAUCUUGAGCCGCCUGCAGAUGCGGGGCCGGCCCAACAUCACACACGCCGUGCCCAAGGCCGCCAUGGUCACGGCCCUGCGCAAGCUGCACGCGGGCAAGGUGCGCGAGGACGGCCGGGUGGAGAUCCCGCACCUCGACGGCCACGCCAGCCCGGGCGCCGACGGCCCGGAGCGCGUCUCCGAGAUCAUCAGCUUCGCCGAGACAGAUGGCCUGGCCUCCUCCCGGGUCCGCCUGUACUUCUUCAUCUCCAACGAAGGCAACCAGAACCUGUUUGUAGUGCAGGCCAGCCUGUGGCUCUACCUGAAGCUGCUGCCCUACGUCCUGGAGAAGGGCGGCCGGCGGAAGGUGCGGGUAAAGGUGUACUUCCAGGAGCAGGGCCCUGGCGACCGCUGGGCCGCAGUGGAGAAGCGUGUGGACCUCAAGCGCAGCGGCUGGCACACCUUCCCGCUCACCGAACCCAUCCAGGCCCUGUUCUCACGCGGCGAGCGGCGUCUCAGCCUGGACGUGCAGUGCGACGGCUGCCGGGAGCUGGCCGUGGUGCCCGUGUUCGUGGACCCGGGCGAGGAGUCGCACCGGCCCUUCGUGGUGGUGCAGGCGCGGCUGGGCGACAGCAGGCACCGUAUCCGCAAGCGGGGCCUGGAGUGCGACGGAAGGACCAACCUGUGCUGCCGGCAGCAGUUCUUCAUCGACUUCCGCCUCAUCGGCUGGAACGACUGGAUCAUUGCGCCCACCGGCUACUAUGGGAACUACUGCGAGGGCAGCUGCCCUGCCUACCUGGCGGGGGUGCCGGGCUCGGCCUCCUCCUUCCACACGGCCGUGGUAAACCAGUACCGCAUGCGGGGGCUGAACCCGGGCACCGUGAACUCCUGCUGUAUCCCCACCAAGCUGAGCACCAUGUCCAUGCUCUACUUCGACGACGAGUACAACAUUGUCAAGCGGGACGUGCCCAAUAUGAUCGUGGAGGAGUGCGGCUGCGCAUGAGGGCGCGGCUCCAUCGGGGCAUGGGGACCAGGGUGUGGCAAGUGGAGCGCGGUGACGCCCGGGAGGUGCCCGGGGCCGGCCUGAGAUCUUUUCCUACUUCCUCAUCCAGCAAUCUGUCAAAAACAGAGGGAGAACCCUCCAUGGACACGAAGGACUGGACAAUGCACACGUAGACGCGCACAGCCAGACGCAUCCUGCCACCCACAUGGCAGCCUCCGGGAUCCCAGCAAGUGUAUGCAGUGAUAAAUAGCAGCUCAGCCACAAAUGCCUGUCGCUCGGAGAGAAUGGGGUGAGCAGCCACCGUUCCCCCACGCCCCCCCCCCCCCCCCCAGCUGGCCUGGCCACUCUGAAUCGCGCCUUCCGAGCACACAGAAAGCACAAAGACAAGAGACACAGAGGGAGAGAGAGCGAGCGAACCCGGAGCUUGGAGAGGAGCAGCAGUUGGGGGGUGGGGAGCAGGCAGCCUGCAGAGGGCUGCGUGUCCCGCUUUGCCCGUUCAAGGCCACCGGGGUCCCUACAUCUCUUGGCUGCAACAUGUGGGCUUGCUCCCCUGGCCUGGGAUCCUUCCUGCUGCGGCGAGCCGGGCAGCCUGUCCUUUCCCAUCCUUGGAGAAGGAGGCCCAAAUAGGCUACCACCUGCCAGAGACCGGAGACCAUGGAGCUGUGGUAGUGACCAUUUGACUGUCGCUUGGGGCCCUGGUGUGACUUCUAUGUGUGUGUGUGUUUUGGGGGUGGGGAGGGAGGGAGAGGAGAAGGGUCUUAAUUUGAUGCUUUAACUGAUCACUAGCAGUUGAAUGGUCAUUCAUUCCGGUUGUAUAAUUGAAAAGGGACUUUUCUACCAGGUCUGACCUUUUAAGUUAAAAUCUGAACUGUUCCAAGUGGAACAAAAAAAGUUGCAAUCUGUGCCCUUCCCUGGGGAGAUUCCUCUAGGACUGGUUAGGGAGGGGUGGAAAUGACUCUUAGGCAAGGGGAGGGUGAGCUCUUAGAAGGAGGGAAUGGUGGGGUGAAG